Messenger RNA from Gadus macrocephalus (Pacific cod), 766 nucleotides. Its product is annotated as ribosomal protein S6 kinase alpha-5-like. The coding region runs from base 239 to 664 and encodes 141 amino acids. The transcript has 3 exons. NCBI's taxonomy places the organism in Eukaryota, Metazoa, Chordata, Actinopteri, Gadiformes, Gadidae. Gene Ontology annotation, biological process: protein phosphorylation; regulation of DNA-templated transcription. Gene Ontology annotation, molecular function: protein kinase activity; ATP binding. The record is from RefSeq and is a predicted model, not a curated record.
GGGAACUCUGUUGCGAAGGUAGUGGCGUUGGUGUGGUAGAAGCAAGUGUUUCCUAUGAGCUUCUGCUGUUGCCUGCUUAGGAAUAGCAACAGCAAUUCCGCCAAUAUAUCGUCAAGUUUUGACACCAAACGCGUUAGCGUUACCUCAACGCAUCCACACGAUAUAACAGACCGAUGUCUCGCUAGGUUUCGGCGGCGUUGCGGACAGCAAGGUGUGCGAUAAUAGUCGGAAUAUUACGAUGCCAUCCCCGAUGGAGGGGUCUUCAAAGAAAGGUGACCUGUUUACUGUGAAACAUGAGCUGAAGAAUGCCAACCUUACAGGCCAUGUGGAGAGGGUGGGCAUCGAGAACUUUGAACUUCUUAAAGUUCUGGGCACCGGAGCGUACGGAAAGGUGUUCCUCGUACGCAAGGUGAGCGGCCACGACACGGGGAAGCUGUAUGCCAUGAAGGUCCUGAAGAAGGCCACCAUCGUGCAGAAGGCCAAGACCGCCGAGCACACGCGCACCGAGCGCCAGGUGCUGGAGCACAUCCGCCAGUCGCCCUUCCUCGUCACGCUGCACUACGCCUUCCAGACGGACACCAAGCUGCACCUCAUCCUCGGUCAGCCCCCCCCCAGUAGACAUACUUGCUGUCAAUAUAAUAUUGUUUUUACCGACUGUGCCUAGAGUCCGUACUGAACUGGGGAAAAGGGCAUUUAGUUAUGCUGCUCCUUUUUCAUGGAACCAGCUGAAAAAUGCGCUAAAACUUAAGGAGCUGGUUUCUAUAAA